Molecule: messenger RNA, 363 nt
Organism: Cooperia oncophora
Lineage: Eukaryota; Metazoa; Nematoda; Chromadorea; Rhabditida; Trichostrongylidae
Source: the annotation of a GenBank genome assembly
AUGAAACGUCUUCUUUUCGCUAUCGUCGUCGUUGGACUUUCCGUCCUGGCCUGUCAACCGGUGAAAAAACCAACAGUAGUUGGAGGAGGAAAUCAAACAGCCUCGGUAAAACUGAUCACUGUCGCCGAAUGGGAUCCGAAGAAAGCCGAAUUAUACCUGAAGUUGUUCCCACUCUCGCACAUCAAGCCGUACUCCAAGGAGCUUGGAAAGUUCUCUGACUUGGGAGCAGCAGACGUCGGGGGCAAAUUCGCUUACACUUUCACUCUUCAUGACGCUGACUGCCAUAAGGUUCAACUAUGGAUGAAAGAAAUCUUGAACGGUACGCACGCCAUCACGGCUGCCCCCGUAGAAUGCACCCAUUAG